This is a messenger RNA of Alnus glutinosa, 1706 nucleotides long. RefSeq lists its product as uncharacterized. The coding region runs from base 573 to 1364 and encodes 263 amino acids. Gene Ontology annotation, biological process: protein ubiquitination. Gene Ontology annotation, molecular function: ubiquitin-protein transferase activity; zinc ion binding. The transcript has 10 exons. Gene Ontology annotation, cellular component: membrane. The record is from RefSeq and is a predicted model, not a curated record. Lineage: Eukaryota; Viridiplantae; Streptophyta; Magnoliopsida; Fagales; Betulaceae.
GCCCAUCAACGCCUGCAAGGCCCUUCCACUCGCUGCUCAGAUAGUAAAAACAAACAAAAACGAGAUGCUUAUACAAAGAGCCAAAUCACGAGAAAUUGCGAUGCGACAGCGAUAAAUUGGGAACGUGCAAAUCGGUAGAACUAAAAGAGGAAUCGUGGGGGCCGUGGUGGUGAUGGGUUUUGGCUUUUCGCCGUUUUAGAAUCUCUCUCUCACCUUUCCCUCUUCGUCCCGCUCUCCCCACGCACGCGAGAGAGAGAGAGAGUGUUUGUUAUUAAGCAAUUGCUCUUAGUAUUGGGUUUUCUUUGGUGCCUUGGUCGGAUUGUUUUUGGUUGUUGUUAUUAUUGUUACAAACGAGGACACUCAAUCUGUUGCUUCUUGUAAGAAAAUAGGAGAAAGGAAAAGUUUGCUGCUUUCUUCUCUCGCAGAAGAUCCCAUUCCCAUUCUUCUUUAUAUCCAUUGUUCCUCUUUUGUGCUCGAUGGUCCUAUUGAUUUUGAUGCAGCUUCAGUAUUGCUCUUUUGACUUGUGCCCACAAAAAUCGUUGGUUCGUGUCAUGAUCUCACUCUAGUGUAGGAUGGGGGAUCAUUUUGUGUUGCUGGUGGAUCGAUUACUCACUGAAUCUACUCUUGAAGCUGCUAUUGAGAGCAAUAACCGGUUGCAGCAAGCCACGCCCUCAGCAAGCAAAGAUUAUUUAAGUUCUUCCCAUAGUAUGGAUAUCAAUACUAGCUUACCUCCAAGUAAAUUUGUAGAGUGUAGGAUUUGCCAUGAUGAGGAUGAAGAGUCAAGCAUGGAGACGCCCUGUUCGUGCUGUGGCAGCUUGAAGUAUGCUCACCGCAAAUGUGUUCAAAGGUGGUGCAACGAGAAGGGUGACACUAUCUGUGAGAUCUGCCUCCAGCAAUUUAAGCCGGAUUAUACAGCACCUCCUCCUCUGUUUCACUAUGGUGGUAUUCCAAUGAACUUCAGCGGAAAUUGGGAGAUUUCCAGAAGGGACCUGCAUAACCCUCAAUUUAUACCAAUGAUUGCUACUGGUCGUGAAUUUCUAGACACUGACUUUGAAGAGUAUUCAACUCCCACUUCGAGAAGCCUGAUAUGCUGCCGUGUAGUUGCUAUAAUUUUUAUGGUUCUUCUGGUUUUACGUCAUACUUUACCAAUCAUAAUCAGUGGAGCUGGGGAGUACUCAUUGACAUUGUUCACGUUACUGAUGUUGAGGACCAUUGGGAUUCUUUUGCCAAUCUAUAUCAUGGUGAGAGCUUUCACUGCUAUCCAGCGUCGCCGACACCCUCAGGACCCUCAACUCUCCCUUGCCACAUCAGAUGAGGCAAACGACUUGCCACAGCAUCAAUCACGUUUUAUUCAUGUUCUGUAGUUGUUGCAGCUACCUAUCUUGCUUUAAGAAAUCCAAAAGUACGUGUAAAAAGAAACUCGCACUGAGGGCUGCAAAUUGUAGGGGAAGAUGCUCAUAGUGCGUGGUUCAACAUUACCAAUCCUGCCUGAUGUAGGAGAGGCAUCUUAGAUCCUAGAUCAAAUCAGAAAGAAAUUGUUAUCAAAGUGCAUCAACUAUCAUAUAUGAGACACCGAGAGUUAUGUGUAUAGAGCAUUCCUAAAGGGAUCGUCAACUGUAUAUAUGAAUGCUGCUUAAACAAAUUAAUAUCUAAUCUUAUAUAUACAUAUAUAAAUAUUUAUAAAAAGAGGAAUCAAUUAGAGGAUA